UUGACAACAACCAUUUUCGUGGGAUUCACCGAGAAACAAAAUUUAUAAAAUAAUUUCUAUCGCUUUUUGUGAUAAGAGGGUACAUAAACUACUGUGAGAAUAUUUGCCGACCUCAUGUGGAUUAUUCGCGUUGCGAGAAGCGGCAGGAACCGUGUGAUUUCUUAUUUUUUUUGCUGAUUUAAGAAACUUGAGCAGUUUAAGUUUUAAGUUCGUUAGUUUAAUAGUAAUUAAAAAGUUAAAACUAUAGGAUGGAUGAAGAGGAUACGAAACAAUGUCCCAAUUGCAAGCGCGAGAUCCCCUCGAUCAACUUCACGACGCACUCUGUGCACUGCGCGCGCAACCUCCGCAACUGCCCCGUCUGCAAGGAGCCGGUGCCCGUGGCACAACUGCAGGAGCACCACGACGCGCUGCACAAAGAAGUGCCGUGUAAGAAGUGUGGCGAGAGCGUCUGCGGGACGGACCUCGAGGACCACAUCAGGGAUUCCUGUGCACAGACCAUCAAGCCAUGCAGAUAUUGCGAGUUAGAGCUCCCACGCCACGCUCUACCGCCACACGAGACGUACUGCGGGGCGCGCAGCGAGCAAUGCCCCGAGUGCAAGGAGUACGUCAUGAUCAAGUACCGGCAGCUGCAUUUGGACUCCAACCACGGCUUUAUCCGGCUCUCUGACGAUCCUGUGCCAAUAGAAAUCAAAGCAAAACCAAAACCUAUCACCAACGGCUUUGCCAACCCGUCCACCAGCCGCCAAAACGAACCCAACAGAGCCAGACCUCAAACUGAGAUACCUCAGACCACUAGAUCCGACCUUAAAAAUAAACCUCAGACUGAGAUACGAUUUAAAAGCCAAGAUAAUAGUAGUGUUAUGAAUGGGGUUAAUGGCGGUAGGAAUAUAGAACAGAGAGCUAGCGAUAAUUCUAGAAAUGAAAGAGCUGUAGAUAGGGUAUGUAAUGUGGGGACAAGUGGGGACAGGAGUGGGAGUGGGAGGGUCACGGUGAAGAGGACCAACGAUCAGCCGCAGAUCAACACGAGUGUGGAACCCAGAGAAAAGGUGCAUAAGCAGUUAGCAACUCGCGGCGCCGUCAAGAAGCGGCCCGCGCCGCCGCCGCCGCCGCCGCCCCCGGCGGGCCCCAGGCGCGACCUCCCGUUUUGGAGCGCUCAAAAGCGAGCACAGGACGAAGAGCGAAAGCGACAGGAACAAAAUGCUUACAACCUUUCUGUCGGCCUCCCACCCGUCCUCUCACCAGCAGCCAAACUCGACAAGCUCCGCAAAAUGGACGCCCUCCACAACCGAGAGUUAGAAGAGGACUACAGUAACAAGCUGCGAGGCCGAGUAUGGCAACCCACGGAGCCUGACGGACAUAGACUGGGCGGAGAGACAGACGAACAGAUCGACGAUCUAAGCCACCUGCGGCCUAUGACUGCGCAGCAGUUCAUGGACAGGUUAAUGGACGCCCUCCACAACCGAGAGUUAGAAGACUACAGUCACAAGCUGCAAGGCCGAGUAUGGCAACCCACGGAGCCUGACGGACAUAGACUGGGCGGAGAGACAGACGGGCAGAUCGACGAUCUAAGCCACCUGCGGCCUAUGACUGCGCAGCAAUUCAUGGACAGGUUCCAAGAGCUCCAACUAGGCCCAGAGCGGCGCCGAGCCACUCGCGGGGCGCCGGGGGGCUCCGGCGCGGCGUGCGGGGACCGCUUCAGCGAGAUCAAGUCCUCGUUGAGGGAGCUGCGACGAGGGCUCAACGAGGUAACAGCACCAUACAACUCUGCACCGAAUGCUACCAACAAUACUAACAUAGACAGCAACCGCCUGUGCCCGCCGAGCCCGCCAGCCGGCGCCGGCGACGCCGGUGAGCUGCGGCUGCCGUGCGAGUUCUGCGGCCUCCCUAUACUAGCCGACGACUUAGUAUUACACCAGACUGGGUGCCGGCCCGACUUGACCCGGUACCGGCCGAGGAAGUCCUCCCGCCCCCGCUCCCCGCGCGCGCCGCCGCCGCGCCCGCGCCCCGCGGACGAGGCGGACGACCCCGUCAUACCGUGCCAGUUCUGCACCCAGUCGCUGCCUGUGUACCUUAUUAGUGAACAUCAGGAGCGGUGUCGUCGAGAUGCGAACGUGUUAUACCCGGACUGAGACAAAUAUUGACAUUUAAUUAACUAUACUAUAUUGUGGCUUUCCAUCAAAGAAGCACAUGGUCCAAUGUCUGUGCGUUUCACUCUUUCACUAAGCAAAAUGUGAGACGUAAGACAUAUUGGACGAAGAAAUUGGACAGUUGGAAUACCGCCCUAAGGAACGUUUCCAAUGGAAAAGGGUCCUUAUGCAAAUGGAGCAUAUAGCGGAUGGUGCUGGGCCUAACAUACGGCGUUGCAUGAAUAAGAGAUGGAUUCAUGCAACGCCGUGGUUGACCUUUUUAUGCUCUGAGCACACUCAACUAAAAGAAAUCCUUCUCUAAUGGAAAGCCACUAAUGACUAUUGCAUGACAAUUAUUUUUAAACUCUUCCACGACAGUGUUCUAGCUUCAAUUAUUAACCGAGUGCUGAGAUGCAUAAAAUAGUCGCUGACGUAGAUGGCGCUGUAAAUUAUACGUAAAAAGGUUGUCUACAAGGUCAACGUUUAUCAAUGGAUUUAUCAGAAUGUGUAUAAUGUGGUGGUACUGGUGCUCGACGCGGUCCCAGUACAUGUCAUCUUGAAACUUAAGUCAUUGUCAAUAGAGGUGACAACAGGGUGUCAUAUAUUGGGCAUUAGCAUGUCGACCACUACCUUAUAGUCCUCCUUAGGUAACUUUGCACCGAAUUAAACAGAACAUAGUGAGGGAGUGUCAAUUUUUCAUAAUGUCAUUGUCAUUAACGAUGACAUUGGCACACUUUGUCAGUGCAAAUGCCAUACAGAGUUAGGGCUGAUUUAGACGAUGCGAGAACUCGCAUACGAGUUUCAUACCAUUGCGGGUUUUUAUCGGCCGGUUGAAUUAGACGUAACCAACAGUCUGCAAUGUAACUAAAAUCGCAUGCGAGUUCGCGCGCCGUCUAAAUCAACUAAUAUUUUGGUCCUACUAUUCAGUGCGAUCUUCUUCUGACAUAUUUGCAGCUAGGUACAAUGUUUUGGCACUAUUAUAUGCGUCUUAGUAUUAUUUAUAUUUUUAGACAUAAUUAUUUCUAUUUUGUUUACUUAUAAAACCAACAAGUUAAUUCAAAUCUUUAUAAUACAUAAUGCUUAUGAAUUGUACGACGUCAAAAUUGGCGAAUCCUUCAAAAUAUUUAUAUUUCAUUGUUAUACUCUAUAAAUACGAUCAAAUACAAUAAAACCGUUCAUGAGACUUAGUAAUUGCAAAAUUAACUUAAAUCUAUUAAAUUCGCUCUAAAAUACGCCAGUAAAGUAAUUAAAAAAUAUAUCUUAAAUCUUUGGUAUCGUCUUGGGUCGUCCCAUUCGUUUUUCGUCAAGUUCUUAAAUUAGUCCUAUUCUGCUUUCGUCACUCAUUCUACAUUGAAAGCCUCCGACGAUGGUGACGAAUGUAGAAUGGGUGACGAAAGCAGAAUAGGACUAACUUAGGAACUUGGCGAAAAACGAAUGGAACGACCCAAGACGAUACCAAAUCUUUGUCUCAAAUAUCAAUCCUUGCCAUUUAUACGUUAAACUUUUUAGUUGUUACUGAUAUCUUUGUUAUUUCAAACUGUGUCCUCAUUUGAGCAGCCACUGUAAAUGCGUCGUCUGCAUUUAUUCGCGUAGCUGACGAGGCAAACUCAUUCUCGAAAUGCCUCGAUUCUUUACGAGUAUAAAGCAUUUCUCAGUGAGGCAUUUGCGACGCAAGUAACUGUUUACUGCUCAAAUACAGACAUAGUUUUAGUAUAAUUAAAAAAAAAAACAAUCACAGACACGGUCAUUGUGAUUGGUCAAAUGACCAUUUAUUUUUCGUAGGCUAUGAAUAUUUAGUAUUUAGUAAACAAAGUGCCAAGCGUAAAACGCAUUUUAGAAUAUAUAUUAUGAUAACUAUAGGCUAUUGGAAAAUAUAUUUAGAUAAGUAUGUAUAACAACUAUUUUACGAUAGAUAAUAUAUGAAUUGACUGUUUUCUGUUAGAUCUUUGUAAUAAAUAUAAUCUGUGUUGCUAUUAUUCUAAUUGAUCAUUUCUAGUGUUGCUAUUAUAUUCCAAAAUAAAAAAAUCUAAUUGUUU
Cydia fagiglandana is the source of this 4162-nucleotide messenger RNA. RefSeq lists its product as uncharacterized. The record is from RefSeq and is a predicted model, not a curated record. The coding region runs from base 249 to 2129 and encodes 626 amino acids. Gene Ontology annotation, cellular component: mitochondrion. The transcript is spliced from 13 exons. Gene Ontology annotation, molecular function: zinc ion binding. Lineage: Eukaryota; Metazoa; Arthropoda; Insecta; Lepidoptera; Tortricidae.